AUGGGGAAGGCCUCUAAUCGCCUAGCCGUGGAGCGCCGCCUAGAGCGCAUGCGGGCAGAGGAACAGCAUAACAAGGCCUUAGCAGAAAUCGAGGCUGCACGGAUUCAAAUGAUCAACCUUGCACGUAGCGAUGCAAGGGUAGAGGCUCUUAGGCUUCAAAAUGCGGCCAAAGCUGAUGUCGAAGAGCUUUCUCGGGACUUAGAAUUUACUUUUGAGGAACAGCGAAGACAGCAGAGUAUUAAGGAAAAACAGUUGCACCAGAGAGUCACUGACACUUUAGACCGCAAGCUGCAACAGGAAGAAGCAGCCGCCCUUGAGAGGCAGAAAGUCUGCCAGGAGAGUGAGGAGAUCCGCAAGCUAAAAGAGCAGCUGGCAACUGCCAGAGUCAGUCGGGAAAGAACUGCUCAGCUCCUUGAACGACAACUUAGAGAGGCCGACGCCGCCCUCGAGGACGCGCGACUUGAACUUGCUAUGGAAGAAAAACGAUUGGCAGAGUGCGAGAAUGCGCGCCGCCAGGAACUUGACCGCAAUUUGCAAAUGCGUCAAGUUGGGCUGGAACUCGCAGCGCAGAUAGAAGACAGACAGCGUGUAAAACAGGAGGAAAGAGCCGAGAAGUAUGCAAUUGAAAAGGAACAGGUGGGAGCAGUCGUUGCAAGGCUGCUUGAAGAAAUGGAGAAUGAAAAAAGGCAGUCGAUGGAACGCCGGCGACUUCAUGCAGAAAUGGUCGCGGAAGCAACCAAAGAAAGAGCACGGCAGAAGCAGCGCUUACAUGAAAAUAAGACCAAGGAAGAAAAUGAAAUCAGGGAAUACCUCGAGAUGCAAAGAAAGCGAGCUGAAGACUUGGAGAGAGAGAAAGAAUUAAUACGUAAGGAAAAGGCGAGAAUACUAGAUGAACUCCUGCAAAAGCAAAUACGGAAGCAGCAAGAGGAGACAGACUAUGCCCAAUUGAUAGCAAAUCUGUACGAAUUCGAGCGCGAGGAACAGGAACGGCAAAAGGAAGAAGCUCAGAAAAAAAAACGGUAG
This is a messenger RNA of Eimeria acervulina, 1023 nucleotides long. RefSeq names its product meiosis-specific nuclear structural protein 1, putative. Lineage: Eukaryota; Apicomplexa; Conoidasida; Eucoccidiorida; Eimeriidae. The record is from RefSeq and is a predicted model, not a curated record. The coding region runs from base 1 to 1023 and encodes 340 amino acids. The transcript is spliced from 4 exons.